Molecule: messenger RNA, 717 nt
Organism: Colletotrichum graminicola M1.001
Lineage: Eukaryota; Fungi; Ascomycota; Sordariomycetes; Glomerellales; Glomerellaceae
Product: emopamil binding protein
Exons: 2
Coding region: 1-717 (238 amino acids)
Biological process (GO): sterol biosynthetic process
Cellular component (GO): endoplasmic reticulum; membrane
Molecular function (GO): C-8 sterol isomerase activity; cholestenol delta-isomerase activity; steroid Delta-isomerase activity
Source: RefSeq, a predicted model, not a curated record
AUGGCUGCCAAGAUCAUGAUGAACGCCUCCAUCCCCAUCCACCCGUACUCCCCCGGGGGUGCAAUGCUCCCUGGCUACGUCGCCAACACCCUUAGUGCCAAUGAACUGCGAGCCAUCUUUGCUGUUGGCGCCGCAGUCAUUCUCGGGUCGACGUACCGCAUCGUCAAGAAGACGCGACCCGACCUGCCCGGCGGCGAGAUGGCGACGACGUUGUGGUUCACUCUGAGUGCCUUUAUCCACUUCUUCUUCGAAGGCUACUUCUCGUACAACCAGGCCGACAUGCCGACCAGCCUCCACAUCUUCGGCCAGCUGUGGAAGGAGUACUCGCUGUCCGACUCCCGCUACCUGACGCAGGACUCCUUCAUCGUCUGCAUGGAGACCAUCACGGCCGUCUUCUGGGGCCCGCUGUCCUUCGCCUGCGCCUGCUGCAUCGUCGCCGGCCACCCGCUCCGCCACCCGCUGCAGCUCGUCGUGAGCCUCGGCCAGCUCUACGGCGACGUCUUGUACUUCGCGACGUGCUCCUUCGACGAGCUCGUCUACAGCGUCAUCUACUGCCGGCCCGAAGACUUUUACUACUGGUGGUACUACGUCUUCUGCAACGCCUUCUGGAUCGUCAUCCCGUUUUGCCUCAUCCUCAAGAGCUGCGCGGAAACGAAGCGGGCUUUUGAAAAGGUCGCGGCGAUGGAGAAGGCAUCGCAUUCGAAGAAGAACGCGUGA